Vidua macroura (Pin-tailed whydah) is the source of this 614-nucleotide messenger RNA. RefSeq names its product cathelicidin-B1-like. Gene Ontology annotation, biological process: defense response to Gram-negative bacterium; innate immune response; defense response to Gram-positive bacterium. NCBI's taxonomy places the organism in Eukaryota, Metazoa, Chordata, Aves, Passeriformes, Viduidae. Bases 1 to 564 code for a protein of 187 amino acids. The record is from RefSeq and is a predicted model, not a curated record. Gene Ontology annotation, cellular component: extracellular region. The transcript has 4 exons. Gene Ontology annotation, molecular function: lipopolysaccharide binding.
AUGGGGCCACCGCUGCUGCUGCUGGGGCUGCUGGCGCUGGCCGGAGCCGCCACGGCGGAGCCACGCGGAUCCACGGCGGAGCCACGCGGAUCCACGGCGGGACGGGAUGGAGCCACGGCGGCCUCGUCCUCGCCGGGGUCCCUGAGCUACGGGGAUGUGGUGGCGGCGGCCGUGGAGCUGCUCAACGCCAGGGCCGUCAGUCCCUACGUCCUGCAGCUCCGCGAGGCUCAGCCCCGGCCCGGCUGGCCCUCGGACCUGCAGAGCCGGCAGGAGCUGAGCUUCACCCUGGAGGAGACCACGUGCCGGGCACCGGGAACGGCCACCAGCAACUGCAAGAGCCGCUGGCUCGGGGCGGUGACCUGGUGCCAGGGCUCCGUUUUCCUGGAGGGGCAGCAGCCCACGGUGGAGCUCUCCUGCGAGAAGGCGCCGGCUGCGUUUGGCCGGAUCUGGAAAUCCAAGAUCAAGGAUUUCUUUGGCAAGAUCAAGCAGCGUUUCCAGGGGUUCUUCCAGUGCGGUCGGGUCUGGAUCCGGGACAGGCUCAACCUCAAGGCUCCCAGACCCUGAGGGGUGACACUGCUGUGUCCCCACCCUGUGUCCCCACUCUGUGUCCCCUC